AUGCGUUUAUUCGUUGGUUAUAAAUCAUCAAAUCAAAGCUUUAAACAAUUAGAAGUAGAAACCGAAAGAGGUGAUGCCGGUUAUCUUCAGAUGGAUUGCGCCCGUGAAUCUUUCGCAUUUGCAACAUAUAAACCAAAAUCAGAAAGGAAAGUUAAAAAGUUUGUUCAUUCGUUAUAUAAUAAUGUUCAAAAAUAUGAUAACUCAGUAUGUGGUAAAUAUAUUGACCCUUCAGAAGUUUUCAAGAAAGCAAAUGAAGAAGUUGAUAUCACUUUUGAUAUGAUUAUUCCGGUAAAUGAUUUGUUAGCAUUUCAGGCGUUCGAUGAUUAUCCUAAAUCAUUUGGUGAAAUCAUUCUUAAAUAUUAUGUUUUCAGGGAUACUUUAGUAUUUUGUCAGGUUGACCCGUUAAGAGUUGCUGAUUUACAAAAUUACGUUUAUGAAAAGAUAACUGAUGAAAAUUAUGAAAAGAUUAUGAAUCAUGUUUAUAAAUAUGAUCGCAAAUUCCAACAAAUCGGACUUUCUACCAAAUUAAUUACAAGCUUAACCGCUACAUCUGCUGACGCAACAGUUGAAGACGUUAUUAUUUCAUGCACAAAGAUGGAAGUUUUAGAGGAUAAAUGCAUUACACCAGGAUACGGUUUAAUUGAAGAAUCAGUUAAAGCAAUACCACGUUUAUUCAGUAAGGAAGAUCCAUUCAUGAUUCCAGCUCAACAUAUUGACGUUCGUUCACUAAAUGGAGGUUGCAUCACUCCUGAAGGUAUUAGCUCAGAUUUCUCAUACGCUCUUCAUAAUGUUACAGAUGUUGUGUUAACAUUUCCGAAGAAUGCAAUGCAAAGAACGGUUUUAGAAAAUCCAAUGCUUCGAGGUCUUCAG
Messenger RNA from Trichomonas vaginalis G3, 870 nucleotides. RefSeq lists its product as uncharacterized. The annotation marks the transcript as partial. Lineage: Eukaryota; Parabasalia; Trichomonadida; Trichomonadidae. The record is from RefSeq and is a predicted model, not a curated record. The transcript has a single exon.